ACCUUUGGUCAAUUUUAUUAUCGUCACAGUACAGCAUUGCAUUACAGCAGUAGAUGUUUCAUGAACAUUAUCGAUGUGUAAAUGGUGGUUUUAGUAAUCACAUUCGUAUUUUUAAUUCUGUUUUUAUCAUAUUGCCUCGUCGUACGGAACCAGCGCAAAUUAUAUGGUAAACUUUCUGCAAUUCCCGGGCCCAAACCUGUUCCUUUAUUUGGAAAUGCUUUGCAACUGAAAAGAGAUUCACACGAGUUCUAUAAGCAAAUCAUUGAUUGGUCGAUAGAAUUUCAAAAUGAUGGCCUAAUUGUUGCAUGGAUUGGACUUCAACCUGUGAUAGUAGUUUUUACGCCUGAGUACACAGAGGUUGUGCUAUCGAGUCAAAGAAACAUUACCAAAUCAUACCUUUAUACUUUCCUGCAUUCAUGGCUUGGGACAGGAUUGUUGACCAGCACUGGUGAAAAAUGGAAAUAUCGGAGAAGACUGCUUACACCGACAUUCCAUUUUAAAAUUCUAAACGAUUUUCUUUCCAUACAUCAAAAGCAUGCCACAAAACUUGUCGAUCUGCUUCAAGAAAGAGUUGGAAAAAAGGAGUUCAAUAUCGUACCUUAUUUAUCCUUGUGUGUCCUAGAUAUAAUAUGUGAAACGUCAAUGGGAAUUGAUAUUCAUGCUCAAUUUGGACAAAACUCCGAGUACAUUAGUUCUGUAUUCAGCAUUUGUGAGCUGAUCCAAGAGCGUCAAAAAUCACCUUGGUUGUGGCCAGAUUUUAUCUACAACCUAUUAUAUCAAGGAAAAUUGACGAAAAAAUAUCUGGAUAUUCUUCAUAAUUUUACAAACAGGGUAAUAGACAAUCGCAUUGAAAAGCGCCAUGAAGAAAAGCACAGCGUCAGUGAAACAACACAAUAUGUGACAGAUAGUAAGCGUCAUAUUUUAGCGUUUCUUGACCUCUUGUUGGAGCAAUAUGAUGAGGGCAACAUUACAAGAGAAGGAAUCAGUGAAGAAGUUGACACGUUCAUGUUUGAGGGACAUGACACAACAGCCGCUUCCUUGCAAUGGGUCAUUCAUUUAAUUGCUAUUCAUCCUGAAGUACAACAACGUUUACACAAAGAGGUUGAUGAUUUUUUUGCAUCUGUGUCUGAUGGCGGAGAUAUAAGUCCUGAUCAACUGAAGAACUUAAUCUAUGUUGAAUGUGCCAUAAAGGAAGCUUUACGUCUCUUCCCAUCAGUUCCGUUGCUGGGUCGUGAAGUUACUCAUGAUUGUAAACUUGGUGAAUAUGACAUACCUAAAGGUUGUAAUGUUUUUGUUGCACCCAUGGCCUUACAUCUUCAUCCUAAUGUUUGGAAGGAUCCGUUAAUAUUUAAUCCAGACAGAUUUCUGCCUGGAAGAAAUCAUGGAAGAAACCCAUUUGCUUAUGUACCUUUCUCUGCUGGCCCAAGAAACUGCAUUGGACAAAAAUUUGCACUUAUGGAGGAGAAAAUAGUCGUCGCAGCAAUUUUACGUCAUUUCAAGAUAUUUUCAACCCAGAAGACUCAAGGCAUUAGGAAAAGUCCUGAUAUUAUUUUAAAUUCAGCCGAUGGUGUCAUGAUAACGCUUGAGAGACGGGAAACGUACGAGAACUAAUGUUGAAUAAGUAUUUUUUAUAUUCAGAGAAGUGAAAAUUACGCAUGCUUACAAUGUGAAGCCAUCUUGAUCACGUGGUUAUUGAUAAUGUUUGAGACUGAUGGACAAAUUAUUACCACAUUGCACUCCUCUCCUUGUGUUUAAUCCAAUCUUACAACUAUUUAAGUAUUUCAUGUGGAUGUUUCGAUCGCUAUGAACAUACUUCGCACUUAAGCCCUAAGACAUAACACAUUAACAAUAACUUUAUCAACAAAUAUAUACAUUACAACAUAACUAACACACAGAUAAAACAUAUAAAAGGAAAAUAAAAAAACGUCAAUUUAAAGCUAAAAAUUGUCUCAGCCUUAGUCAAAGAAUCGAGUGUCUUUUAAUUCAACAAAACUGUAAAAUAUACAGUUUAUGGAACUUCAUCUUGAAUGUUUUCCAAAAUAACUUUUUUCAUAAUACUACGCAAAGCAUGUUGGGUAGUACAGUUGGUGUGUUGUGUUUUUUCAUGUCCCUAUCGAAUUCUUUUAGCAAUUUCUUGAUAAUAUAAGGGAAACUAUUUCGGCAACUAUUUCACUAUUUCGUUCAAUAAAAAGAGGUGCAAAUGUAUCAUAUAUGGUUAGUUAUAAUAAUAAAAUUCCUGUUACUUUCGUUCA
Messenger RNA from Xenia sp. Carnegie-2017, 2252 nucleotides. Its product is annotated as cytochrome P450 4V2-like. NCBI's taxonomy places the organism in Eukaryota, Metazoa, Cnidaria, Anthozoa, Malacalcyonacea, Xeniidae. The transcript is spliced from 14 exons. Bases 82 to 1611 code for a protein of 509 amino acids. Gene Ontology annotation, molecular function: iron ion binding; monooxygenase activity; heme binding. The record is from RefSeq and is a predicted model, not a curated record.